Molecule: messenger RNA, 984 nt
Organism: Diabrotica balteata
Lineage: Eukaryota; Metazoa; Arthropoda; Insecta; Coleoptera; Chrysomelidae
Source: the annotation of a GenBank genome assembly
UUCAAAUAUAAAAAUAAAUUUAAAGGUUAGUAUUUUUCUCUUCAUUUCAAGCAGAUAUAAGCAAAAUAUUCACGUAAAAGCAGAAUAUUCAAGCAAAUGUCAACUAAAAUUUAUUUUUAAUUUGAAAAAUGGCUUAUAAUUUUAAAUCGGAAAGUGAAGUUAAAGACUAUAUUAACAAUUUAGGAAUUGAAUACAGAUUUGGAUGUUACAGUGAAAAGAAACCUGAAGUUUGUCACCUACUGGCUGAUUUUCUCGAAUCAAUAAAAAAAGAUUAUGAAAAAGCAGGAAAAGUUUACCGAACAAACUGCGAUGAUUAUAAAUAUGGCAAAAGUUGCUUGAAGUAUGGGACCUACAGUUUGUUGGGAAAAGGUUCAAAAAUAUCUAAUUUUAAAUUGGCUUAUGAUUAUUUCGAGAAGGGAUGCAAUUUGGCCGAACCUGAUUCGUGCUUAAAUCAAGGAUUACUUUUAAUAACCAAAAAUGAAAAAGCUGAAAUAAAGCAAGAUAUUUUAAAGGGUAUGAAAUUGCUGGAAAAGUCUUGUAACCACGAAAAUGGCAAUGCAUGCUACUAUUUAUCAGGAAUGUACAUAGUUGGUGUAAAGAAAGACAAUGUUGUAGGUACUCUUAAUCAAAAGGAUUACAACCCAGAAGACUAUCAAGUACAAAAGAAUAUGAAGAAGGCAUUUGAAUUUGCUGUGAAAGGUUGUAAUUUAGGGAAUAUGUAUAGUUGUGCAAAUUUAGGACAAAUGUAUGCAAAAGGGGAGGGAGUUGAGAAAAAUGAAAAAUUAGCCAAUGAGUACAAAACCAAAGCUGCAGAGUUACAAAAAGAUGCCCAAAGCAACAAAACACUUACUUUCCAAGAAGGGUUGAAUACAACAUAAGAUUUCAAAUUAGUCAAAAACUGUUUUUAGUCUGUUACAGUAAAAAUAUUCAGUGUACAUAAAUAAAACAAAUAAAUUAAUAUUAUCGAACUAGUUUAUUUUCAUA